AGACACACUAGGGCCAUGCUCUGGCUUCUGUCCCCAGGCAAAUGGUCUCUGCAGCACCCUGGCCUCUCACAGGCAUCCCUUCUCCCACAGUGCCCCCAGCCAAGGAACCUGGGGCUGGUGGGAAGAAGCAGGGGUGCCUUCUUUGCUCUCAGAGCCCCGGGAGACUGCAGCACAAUGGGUGGGAGGCCCUCGAGCCCCCUGGACAAGAGUCAGCAGCAGUACCUGAAGGGCCAGGUGGACACUCUGCUGAGGAGCUUCCUGCCCUGCUACCGUGGGCAGCUGGCAGCCUCUGUCCUGAGGAAGAUCUCCCAAGAGCUGGGCCCCCAGGAGCCAGCCAGGUACCAGCUGCUGCCCAGCAAAAAGCUGCCCCGAGUCUGCGAGCACCGAGGGCCCCUGACCCAGCUGCAGGGCCAGCCUCCCCGGUGGCAGCCAGUCUUCUGUGUCCUGCGUGGGGAUGGCCGCCUGGAGUGGUUCAGCCACAAGGAGGAGUAUGAAAGUGGCGGCCAUCCCCUGGGCACUACAGCCCUAACAGGCUACACAGUCCUGACUUCUCAGCAUGAAUAUCUCCACCUGUUGGAUACGCUCUGCCCAGACUACUCAGGAGACCAGACACAGGAAGAACCUGAAUCCCUCCUGGAAACGCCCAUGAACUUCCCUCUGUUCCUGCAGCAUCCCUUUCGCAGGCAUCUCUGUUUCUCUGCAGCCACAAGGAAAGCACAGCGUGCUUGGAGGCUAGCGCUGCAGGGCGGCAUCCGGCUUCGUGGUACAGUUCUGCAGCGAAGUCAGGCCCCUGCUGCCCGUGCUUUCCUGGACGCCGUCAGGCUCCACCGGCAGCACCAAGGCCACUGCGGCGAAGACGACGUGACCCUGGGCUCCGACGCCGAGGUCAGUGCCGCGCGAGGCCGCACCCAGGACCCCCAGGAUUCCUUUCCACCCGGGGCCAAGCCCACUGUCUGCUGUCCCGCAGGUGCUGACCGCGGUGCUGAUGCGGGAGCUGCUGCCCUCGCUGCGAGCCCAGACCCUGCCCGGCGUGCGGGGUGCCGGCCGCACCCGGGCCUGGGCCUGCACCGAGGUAGCGGGGAGACGCGGAGGGGCCGCGGGGGGCCGCGGUGGACGGGUAUGAAGGCUGGGCCUGAAUGGUCUCCCCGUCUCUCUACGUCUCUGUCUCUCUGUCCCGCCCCCCCAACCCCUAUCCCAUCUCGGCUCUGCCCCGGCCUCCUGGCUCUCGUGGGGUCCACUCGGCCUGUCCGGGCAGCUCCUGGACGCAGUCCACGCUGCCGUCUUGGCCGGGGCUUCUGCGGGUCUCCGGGCCUUCCAACCGGAAAAGGACGCUCUGCUUGCGGCCCUGGAGAGGACAGUCCGCACGGACGUGGACCAGAUGCUGCGACUGCGGACGCGCGUGGCCGGGAGGCUGCGGGCCAAGGUUCUGGCCCCCCUGGAAUCCUGCCUGCACAGGAAGGUAGACACACAGCUACCCCAGAUCACGAAGACACUGGUGAGCAAUGUGGAAGCCUCAAUCACAGCGGUGCAGACCCUUCUCACCCAGGGCAUGGACCGCCUGUCUUACCACCUGCGUGGGAGCCCCUCCGGCACCCGGCUGCGCAAGGAGGUUUAUUCAUUUGGAGAGAUGCCCUGGGACCCAGAGCUGAUGCAGACCUGCUACCGCGAGGCUGCUCGGAGCCAGGAGCGCCUGGGGCAGCUGGCAGCACCGUUCGGCUUCUUUGGAACACAAAGCCUGGUGUUUGGGGCCCAGGAUCUCACACAGCAGCUCAUGGCCAAUGCCGUGGCCACCUUCCUGCAACUGGCAGACCAGGGUCUAACUACGGCCGUGGACUGCGCCCAGGCUGCCCAGCAGCUGGAGAAAGUCAGGGAGCGUGUGCUGAAGGUGAGGUCCUCUGGGAGGACUUGGCAGUGGGCCUGGUUGCUCAGAUGGUCACUGGACCAGCCACGGUGUGUGUCGUGCAGAAGUUCCACUCGGACAGCGGCUCAGCACAGAGGAGGUUCCUCCGCGGGUGGCUGCUCUGUAUCUUCUUGCCCUUUGUGUUGAACCAGCUACAACCCAGCUGCAAAAUGGAACUGCCUGAAUUUGAAGGGGAUGUCCUUGCUGUGGGCAGCCCAGCCCUAACCACCGAGGGCAUCUACAGGGACGUUGUCCAAGGGGUUCUGCUGCAGAGGAUUGACAGAGAGUUGGAAAAUGCCCUUGGUGCCAGUGACAUACCCUGCACUCUGGAUGGCUGCUCAGAGGCCCCAUGGGACCAGGUGGGAGCAGCUGGGUUGGCUGAGCUUGUCGUGAAUGAGGGCAGUAGGGACCUGCAGUUUGUCUGAGCCACAGAGAUGAGGAAACUGAGGCUCAGAAAGGGACUUGCCCCAGGCAUCCAGGCUCCAGCACCCAGGUCUAGCCACUCUUCCUGCUGCCUCCUCCAGACACAUUCUGGAGCUGAUUCUUUCAUUCUGGAGCUGAUGGGUGUGUGCAUCCUCCUUCCCAUUGGAUAAAGUCUACUAGUAGAAUUUCUGA
Molecule: messenger RNA, 2515 nt
Organism: Manis javanica (Malayan pangolin)
Lineage: Eukaryota; Metazoa; Chordata; Mammalia; Pholidota; Manidae
Gene: NIBAN3
Product: niban apoptosis regulator 3
Source: RefSeq, a predicted model, not a curated record